Rhipicephalus sanguineus (brown dog tick) is the source of this 1231-nucleotide messenger RNA. RefSeq names its product midnolin homolog. Bases 41 to 1129 code for a protein of 362 amino acids. Lineage: Eukaryota; Metazoa; Arthropoda; Arachnida; Ixodida; Ixodidae. The transcript is spliced from 2 exons. The record is from RefSeq and is a predicted model, not a curated record.
UUACACCAUCGGAAAGUGAACGGAACUCAGGUACGCCAAAAUGCACUACGCAACCUUGUUUCUGUUUGCCACCCUCGCUAUGGGUGUGCAUGGUAGAACCUCUGCCAGGACAUUUGGUUCGCCACAGCACCCAGAGCACAACAUCCAUGCUCACCCUCACAAUCACUUUCCGGGAGCUCAACACGAUGCCACACACCACGGGGUUCAAGCUGGUCGCGACUCUUCGGUCUCCAUUCUUGUCUGCCAAGUCGUCAAGGUUCCUGUUGGCCACUCAGGCGCUCAACCAUCCCACGCCACCACCGGCGUCGGCUCUUCAUCGGUCGAGGCGGCGUCUUCGGUCGUUUCGUCGUCGCAGGAGGCGCUGUCUAGCCUGAAUUCCCGCGUCAGGACAGCCGUGAAGCACAUCGUUGAUCCCGUUGUAGCCGCCUUGCAGAACACGUCGCUUUGGCUAAACCGUACGUCGCAGCUUCACCUGAACCAGUCCCACCAGCACUCUGCUCUUCACCACGAGCACCAGCAUGCUGGCAUGGUCAACCACGCUCACGCCGCUCACAACAACCACGAACAUCAACACCAGCACGGUGCGCAGGUAAACCAUCACGGCGCUCAAGGACAAGUCCAGAACCACCAUCACCACCAACUCCCGCAAGUAGUUCCAAACCAAGCUGUGCCGAUGACCGUUGUCUCCGUUCCAGUCCUGGUUCCCGCAGUACACGUCGGCUCUGUUCCCCUCGUGAACCUUUCCGCAAGUGUUCCAGCCAGUAUCGAUGUUCCAUCGCUUCAGUUUUCGUACCCAAGCCAGGAAAACGCUACGUUGUCGGCCCCUGUCAAGGCUACAGCGCAACCUACAUCAACGCCCGCUGAUGCUAACCUUCUUGGCCGCACUGGUGAUUUGCCAACAGCGCCCGUCACCGACAUCACCCUUACUCAGGCGUCGGAUGUGUCCACCCCUACUACGCUUUCUGACAUCUUUACUAUUUGGUUGCGAUCUGGAACCGUGGACGACUCGACUGAAGCUACCAGCACAUCGGAACCUACUACGUCGUUCCAUGGGCCAAUUUCUACGUCUUCGACUUCUGCGGACGCAUCUACGACUGGCCACAAGCCUCGGACCACGGUAGCCCUGUAACUAUCGCUCAGCCACUGAUGAAAUAUUUACUGUGCUAUUAGCUUCUCAGUCGCUUCAAGGAACAUCUGUAUUUAUAUAUGUAUUCGCCACUUCGGCAGCAGC